GCAACUCUAGGCCAAAGUACCACAACAAACCAAAAGGUUGCUUGUGAUUUUAGUUGCAAACACAUAAAAUAUGAUAGAAAUAACGUGUAACGAUCGUCUCGGCAAGAAGGUGCGCGUCAAGUGCAAUCCCGACGACACAAUCGGGGACCUCAAGAAACUCAUUGCGGCACAAACGGGCACCAAGCACGAGAAGAUUGUCCUGAAGAAGUGGUAUACCAUCUACAAGGACCCCAUCCGCCUAUCCGACUAUGAAAUCCACGAUGGCAUGAAUCUGGAACUUUACUACCAAUAAAACUGCGAGGCGAUGGGUCCUGUAUCGUGGUUGUCCGAUUUUUAUAGCUUCUUUGAUAAAUAAACAUUUGAAUAAAUACUGUA
Messenger RNA from Drosophila takahashii, 375 nucleotides. It is a transcript of the gene ubl, whose product is annotated as Ubiquitin-like protein 5. Gene Ontology annotation, molecular function: protein tag activity; protein binding. The record is from RefSeq and is a predicted model, not a curated record. Gene Ontology annotation, biological process: protein modification process; mRNA splicing, via spliceosome. NCBI's taxonomy places the organism in Eukaryota, Metazoa, Arthropoda, Insecta, Diptera, Drosophilidae. Gene Ontology annotation, cellular component: nucleus; cytoplasm.